AUGACAGUAGUUGUAGAGAACUGUGAAUUAUUUCUUGAUAAAUGCUUCUUAUCAAUGUCAACAAUGAUAGAGAAAAACAUGUUGAAAACAGAAUUUAAAGUCUUAAAUGCGAUAAUAGGAAUGAAAAAUGAAGCUUAUUUAAAUGUCAAUUUGAAAAGCAUGAAAUAUGCAAGAUAUUUUAAAAAACAAACUGAAAAUAUGAGAAGAUUUGAAGAAUUACAUUGCUUGACGAUUAUGCUUGAAAUUUAA
This is a messenger RNA of Clunio marinus, 249 nucleotides long. The record is from the annotation of a GenBank genome assembly. Lineage: Eukaryota; Metazoa; Arthropoda; Insecta; Diptera; Chironomidae.